Molecule: messenger RNA, 2556 nt
Organism: Durusdinium trenchii
Lineage: Eukaryota; Dinophyceae; Suessiales; Symbiodiniaceae
Source: the annotation of a GenBank genome assembly
AUGGGUGUUCCAGGCUUCUAUCGUUGGGCUGUGAAGAGGGUGCCAUACCUUCGUGCCAAAAGUUGUGGCUUACCAUAUGAAUUUGACAAUCUGUACUUGGACUUCAAUGGAGUCGUGCACACUUGUGUGAAUGACUGGAGUCUCCAAGAGCAAGAAGAGUUCCUUUUCCGUCUCAUUGAGGCUCAAUUGGCAGUCUUGCUGUCCAUUGUCAACCCCAAGGUGCUUCUCUACAUUGCCCUUGAUGGUGUUGCCCCUCGGGCCAAGAUGAAUCAGCAGAGGUCAAGGCGCUUCCGCAAAGCUCAAGAGACCGAUGCUGAAGAUGGACUGACGGAAGCGGUCGAGCUCUUUGAUCGGAAUGCUAUCACUCCAGGGACCCCUUUCAUGCUGCGGUUGUCUGAGCGGCUUCGCAGUUGGGCGGAAGCACAGGCGGCAAACCCCGACUUGAAGGGCGUGACGAUUGUCAUAUCUUGUGAUCGCGAUCCAGGCGAAGGCGAGCAUAAGAUCAUGAAUGUGAUCCGUUCGCAUCCGGAGCACACUCACUGCCUUUGCAGCAAUGACGCAGACUUGGUCUUAUUGGGGUUGGUUUGCCGAUCUGAGCAUGUAUACUUGCUUCGCACGAAGCCAAACUAUGAAAAGAGGGUUCGCCCGGACUCCGCUGCACAGGAUUCCGACCAAAGAGAAUUGCUCUUGGAGGGUGGCUCGCAGCCAGCAGUUGAGGACUACGAGAUGCUCAGCAUUGUGGCCUUACGUGCUUGGCUAUGCAGCCAGUUCCCAGAUUGCAUACCGCAUCGCUUAUUGGCAGACUUCGUGGCCAUGUGCUGCUUGGUGGGCAAUGAUUUCUUGCCUCAUAUGGCUGCCUUGGAUAUCUAUGAUGGAGGCUUGGACAAGCUCUUGGCCGCGUACUACCAGCUGCGUCCUGCACAACAUGGGUAUUUGACUCGAGAGGACUUGACUCUUGAGCUCCCCCGGUGGUCUGGCCUUUUGGAGCAGGUUGCCCAGGAUGAAUGCGAACUCCUUUUAGACAUGGUACAUCUUGGCUUGGGGCCAAAGCAGCUUCAUUACCGCGGGCCUGGCCCUCCACCUGCGGAUUGGGAUGGCCUGUCUGUGGUGGUCUGGUAUGUUCCACGAAAGACCACAGAGGAGCAGCUGAUGGCAGCGAUGUCAAAGCAAGGUUGUCAAGUUCGAAGUGUUCAUCGACUGAAAGAAUACAAAGGAAGUUCUUGGUUGGUCCAUUUCAGCGAUGCCCAGUCAGCUGUGAAUACGAUUGUUUCAACUCGCCGCAUAGAAGGCCGACGUUUGGAGGUGGCAUGGGCUAAGCCCAGCUCUUUGCAGUUGGAAGAGCUGCCUGAGCCUUCAACUGAUCCCUUUCAGGUGGCUGAGUGGCGUUCGGUACUUCACACCGUAGUGCGCGAGAGCUUUGAAUACUGGCUUGGUCCUGAAAAUCUACCCAACGAUGCCUUUCUUCGAAGACAUGUGCGAAAGCGUCGAGAUCGCUUCGUGCCCCUGCGUGUCUUUGCCGCCUUUCGGCGCCUGAAGAUUUGGAUGCAAGACCUGACGCAAUUGGCAGAUGUGUUGCGAUCUUCUGAGAUCUUGGAGGUCAUGGGUGAAGGCCGUGAGGCCAUGGUCCGGGCGAAGGAGGACCACAGCCGAAAGCCUGAGGAGAGCAAAGAACAGGUCCAGAGGCAGAACGAUUGCUUGGAGCUGCUGGAAGCUGGCCGUAGUGUUGAGGCUGUCCAGAAACUCCUUCCAGAGUAUAAUGCACGCUAUUCAGGGCCAGUGGCGACUGGUUCACCUCCCGCAGAAGAUGCAGCUGCAGUGCAGCAGCACAGAAGCAUGGCAUUCCUGUCGGGCAUCGAAUGGGUUUUGCAUUAUUAUGUGGAAGGCUGCUCUUCCUGGUCAUGGUUUUAUCCAGCACAUUACCCGCCUUUGUGUGCGGGUCUGGCUAGUGUGACAGGAGCAAUUCUGCGGCCGCCGCUUGAUGCGCCAGUGGCUCCGGAACUGCAGCUCUUAGCCGUCCUGCCAGCGCAGUCGGCGCCGCUGCUGCCGGCAGCUUUGCGUCCUUUGGUUGAGGAUCCUGCAUCACCAAUCGCUGACUUCUAUCCACGAGAGUUUGAGGUUGACUUGAAAGAGGGUGACAAGGAGUGGCAGGCUACAGUUUUGCUGCCGUUUGUUGAUGAGACACGUCUCCAAAACGCCUUGGCAAGUGUCCUCAGGGAGGGUGAUCUCUCAUCCUUCCGACCUGCACGAGGCAGUCGAUUCGAGGCAGGUGGUGUCCGCUCCUGGGAUUUCAUGGCGGAAGAGGAAUUGCCACCAAGUCGAGCAAGCCGGGACGAGUUUGGAGUCCCAUCGCAGUUUUCAGAGGCGGCAGCAGCUAUACUGCUUGCUGCCACUGAAAACAUUGAGAGGGGUGGCAAAGGAGCCAAAGGAAAAGGCCGCAAGGGCAGGCGUGACCGCAUUGGCGAUGGAAGUCUGCCUGAAGAGGCCAGUGCUCCCUCGCCCCAGGAUGAGGAACUGAAAAGCAGUGAUCGUCGAGAUUGCCAGUGCGGCAUUCUUUGA